AUGGCUCAAGAAGAUUAUCACCUAGACAUGAACAGAGAGGUUGUGGAUUUUACUUACACUUUACCAGAACAAAUGAUGCAACAAAAAGCUCAAGAUACUCCUCAUAUUCAUGUCACAAGUGAUAGACAAGUUCGAAACUUGGUCGAGAUAUGUAAAACCCAUGAUGUACGUCUUUGUGUAUCAAGUCGAGGCAGAAUGACGAUUGUUAGUGAUGCCACUAAAGUCGCAGAUGAGGAGGGAGAUGCUAAUGAAGUCUCAGAUAAGGGAGAAGAAGAAUAUUAUGAAGAUGGGGAUGAAGUUUCGGGUGAAGAGGAGGAGGAUGCUUAUGUCCCUAAUAUAGCAGAAGUAGAUGAGGAUGACUUUGAAAAUUACAGUGUCUAUGGAAAAGUGAAAGAUGAGGAUGAUAAUGAAGUAAAGGCAGAUGAUAUAAGUUUUGAGGGUUUCAAAACGCCAUAUGCUAGUGGAGGAGGCAGCUCGAAUAUGGCAUUUUCUGACAAUAUCUACGUCAACCAGAUUGUGGCAAAAUGUCGUGUUGCUGGGUGUGGAUGGAAGCUUAGAGCGGGUGUGAAACAUGGAUCAAAAACGUUUUGGGUAACCAAGUAUCUGAAAACUCACAUAUGUUCGGUGUCUGAUCGAGUGUCUCAAUGGAAACAUUCUACUCCAAAGUAUGUUGCUAAGCUUUGGAUAGAUCGCGUUGGAAUCAUUGAUGUGCAAAAUCCGAAGCAUAUCAAAGAUGCAAUGAAGAACAUGUGUGGAAUGGAGCUAGACUACACCACUUUAUACAGAGCAUUGUUAUAUGCCCAAGAAAUGGUAAGAGGAUCAGCAGAAGAUGGGUAUGAGCGGCUGCCUUCAUAUCAGGAGCAAAUCAAGAUAGCAAAUCCGGGUACUAUCACUAGUAUAGAACUUGGUGAUAAAGAUAGAUUUAAGUAUCUGUUUCUAGCUUUUGGAGCAUCUAUUACUGGUUUUCAAUAUCAGCGAAGGGUCAUCGUGGUUGAUGGGACUCACCUAAGUGGAAAGUAUGGAGGUGUUCUGCUAUUUGCAGAUGCACAAGAUGGAAAUUUUCAGAUAUUUCACUUGGCUUUUGCAAUUGUAGAUGCUGAAAGACUCUUGGGAAUGGUUCUUCACACAAUUGAGCAGGUGUAUAUCUGA
Molecule: messenger RNA, 1149 nt
Organism: Raphanus sativus (radish)
Lineage: Eukaryota; Viridiplantae; Streptophyta; Magnoliopsida; Brassicales; Brassicaceae
Exons: 2
Coding region: 1-1149 (382 amino acids)
Source: RefSeq, a predicted model, not a curated record